UGCCACCACUCACUCAUGUGCGUGAAAUCAAAACAAUACAAAAUGAGAAAUGAGAAUAGCCUGACCAAGAGAUAACUAACUAAACAGGCCAAGACAUGAAUGACAUACCGCCAAACUAGAGACAUCAGUCGUUCUUUGACUCAAGUUGAAUAUAGUAGGUAGGCGCUGAACACCGACACCAGCAUGAGACUAUUAGGGCACUAGUUUUUUCGGUGGACCAGCGUUUUUUAGUUAGUUAAAUGUGCAAAAAUUAUGAUUUUUGGAAUAUUGUGAUUAUGGUAGUUCGAGCAACGAGGCAUUGUGUUUUUGUUUGUCUGAAAAGCAAACAUUUCAAGCACAAGUACUUCAAACCAUUUCCCAUACUCUACAUCACCUGUCUUCUAGUGAUGCCUCCAAAUCUAGUCUACGUUAUUUUGACGUUAUCCGUUAUUUUAAUUCUAUGUCCUCAAGUGAGUGUUGCUGCCGGUACAUGGGUGUGUAAAGGUUGUAGAAACAAUGCUGAAUGUGAUAAAAAACCUGAGGAUUUCUGCCCAUAUGGAGAAGUCCGAGACGCUUGCAAUAGACGAGUGUGUGCCAAGGGUCCAGGUGAGAGGUGCGGAGGGUUCAUGAACGUUCUGGGCCAGUGCGGGGAGAGUAUGAUGUGCAAGUCUGACGAAAGAUGUCACGGCUGCUUCCUCGAGACCAUGGAGUGCUACAACGAAAUCUGAUGGACUUAAAUGUGAUCUCAAUGUUUCAUGAAUCAGUAUUAGCCGACGGUUCCGACCAUCUCCCAUUGACGAAUCAAAGAUUUUUAAAUUAGUUUGUUCUGUGACUAGGAUAUAUUGCCGAAUGUAUCUGUAUUUAUAUGUAAAUUAUUUAGGAUCUCCUAUUACGAAUGAUGCGACUAAUAUACGAAGUUCGACUCUUUGUACAUUUGAAACA
Phaedon cochleariae (mustard beetle) is the source of this 921-nucleotide messenger RNA. NCBI's taxonomy places the organism in Eukaryota, Metazoa, Arthropoda, Insecta, Coleoptera, Chrysomelidae. The record is from the annotation of a GenBank genome assembly.